This is a messenger RNA of Lotus japonicus, 834 nucleotides long. Its product is annotated as protein RKD1-like. Gene Ontology annotation, molecular function: DNA-binding transcription factor activity. The record is from RefSeq and is a predicted model, not a curated record. Lineage: Eukaryota; Viridiplantae; Streptophyta; Magnoliopsida; Fabales; Fabaceae. The transcript is spliced from 4 exons. The coding region runs from base 1 to 834 and encodes 277 amino acids.
AUGGGUGUUCACCCAUUUACAAGUUGGAGUUCUAACUCUGACAUGAGUGAUGAAAAUCUAUAUCCACUUACAUGCCAAUUUUCUCACAGUGGAAAUGGUAGUGCUAGUUACCCUGCACUGGAUUGGUCUGAUGAGUUCCCCAUAUAUGAUAGCCAUUUUGAUGCAGCCCCUUAUAAUGUGGAGUGUUACCCUGUAGAUCCAUUAUAUGAAACUCUCUCCAUUGAACCAACACCUUUAACUGUCCAAGACUAUGAUUUUUAUGAAGUUAAGGAAGGUUUCUCUGUCUGGAAUGAAAUUGAUGCUGGGUUUGAAUCAGAGAAGGCUUUACUCUAUUGCACCAAUGAAGAGAGUGGGAAGGAAUUGAUGGGAAAUGUGAAGGCUAAGAGAGGCAGAGAAGUGAGAAGUAGCAGCACUAGAAUGUUGUCAAGGACAACUUUAUCACUAUACUUUUACAUGCCAAUAACAGAAGCAGCAAGGGAGCUAAAUGUUGGUCUCACACUUUUGAAGAAAAGAUGCAGGGAAUUGGGGAUCAGAAGGUGGCCCCACAGGAAGCUGAUGAGCCUGCAAACACUGAUCAAGAAUGUUCAGGAGCUAGGGAAAGAGGGGAACGAGGGAGAAGAAAAGUUGAGGAAUGCAAUUGAGAUAUUGGAAAAGGAGAAGAAGCUUGUGGAGGAAAUGCCUGAUAAGGAUCUGGAGAGUAACACAAAGAGGCUUAGGCAAGCUUGUUUUAAGGCAAAUUACAAGAAGAGGAGGCUCAUGGAGAUGGAGAAGAUGGAUCCAAAGUACUCUUCUUUUUACAGUGGUCCUGUUAGUGUUAGUAUUACUAGCAGUUAA